AUGGCUCCCACCCGAGCUUGCGCUCUCCGUCACCGGCUCUUCCGUGAGCCACCAGCACCUCAUGCCUUCGCAGCCGCCGUCCUUGCCGUUGCUCUCCUCGCCGCCGUUGCUCUCCUCGCCGUUGCUCUCCUCGCCGCCGCCGCCGCCCCCGGUGUGACUGUACAGGGCGCGCCGUUAGCGGGGACGGCGUGCGUGAACGAGUUUCCCACGAAGCCGCUGUGCAGGUUCGUGGAUGACCUGGCGGCCGCGCCGCGCGUGGAGAAGCUGCACCGCGACCUGCCGGCCACUCGGCUGUACGCCUAUGGGCUCAACGAGCGCACUGCUCAUUACCCUGGCCCCACUCUCGUCGCCCGACGUGGGAUCGCCACCAAGGUGCGAUGGGAGAACCACCUGAGGGACAAGACGCACAUGUUCGCAGUGGACUAUACCCUCAUGGACGUUGCUAAUCCCAAGCGCGGCAACAUCCCCAUUGGUAACUACCACUUCUCCCCACCCGCAAUCCCCUCCCUCUCCCCAUCGGCCUCCCCUCCCCUCUAUUCGUCUCCAUGUCUCCCUUCACUGCCUUUAAGUGCCAAGUCUCCCCUCUAUCCCUCUCUUUGUCUCCGUUCUCUGCCCUCAAGUGCCGAGACAUCUCAAAAUCCCCACUCUGUGCCACCUCGCUCUGACCCUCCCUGCGCCCCUGCAGUGAUCCACAAGCACGGCGGCGAGACCCCAUCGCACUCCGACGGCCACCCACAGGCGUGGUUCACGCAGUUCGGGGAAACAGGCCCCACGUACCGCUCGCGCCGCUACACCUACCCCAACGACCAGCAGCCGGCUACCCUGUGGUACCACGACCAUGCCGUCGGCAUCACACGCCUCAACGUGGCUGCUGGCAUGGCCGGGCUGUUCCUUCUCACCGACCCCAAAGGCGUCGAGAGGAAGCUUCGGAAGCAGCUUCCAGCCCCGGAGUUUACCCUGCCCCUGGCGAUCUCGGACCGAUCGUUCUUUGCCAACAGGUCCAUUGACUACCUCUCUGGGGGCUGGGAGCCUGAGUAUUUCGGGACCACCAUCCUUGUCAGUGGCUUGGUCUGGCCGUACCUAUCAGUGAGGCGCACGAGGUACCGCUUCCGAGUGCUGGGGGCGGCCAGCAGCCGCUUCUUCAAUCUGCGCUUCGUGUGCGCCGCCCCCGACAACUACCCCGACUUCACCCCGCCCAUCACAGGCCAUGCGCUGCCCAUCAUCCAGGUACGCCCCCUUCCCCUCCUGCUUCGUGUGCGCCGCCCCCUCCAACUACCCCGACUUCACCCCUCCCAUCACAAGAUCGGCACGGACGGAGGCUACCUGCCCCGCCCCGUCACCCGCGCCUCGCUGCUGCUCGCCCCAGGGGAGCGCCACGUCAUUCUCGUCAACUUCACCUCGCUGCCCGCCUCCUGUGCCGACGUCAUCAACGACGCCCCCGCGCCCUUCCCCUCGGGCGAGGCACCGGGCCGCAACGCCACGGGCGUGGUCAUGCGGUUCAUUGUGGAUAGCGCCGGCGCUGUUGUGCCGUCACCGCCCGUCUCCAAGAAGCUCGUGGUGAGUGUGUGUCCUCUGGGGGACGGGCAGCAUGGGUUGGGCGGGCAGCAUGGGUUGGGCGCUCCGCAUGGGUUGGGCGGGCAGCAUGGGUUGGGCGGGCAGCAUGGGUUGGGCGGGCAGCAUGGGUUGGGCGGGCAGCAUGGGUCGGGCGGGCAGCAUGGGUUGGGCGGGCAGCAUGGGUUGGGCGGGCAGCAUGGGUUGGGUGGGCAGCAUGGGUUGGGCGGGCAGCAUGGGUUGGGCGGGCAGCAUGGGUUGGGCGGGCAGCAUGGGUUGGGCGGGCAGCAUGGGUUGGGCGGGCAGCAUGGGUUGGGCGGGCAGCAUGGGUUGGGUGGGCAGCAUGGAUUGGGCGGGCAGCAUGGGUUGGGUGGGCAGCAUGGGUUGGGCGGGCAGCAUGGGUUGGGUGGGCAGCAUGGGUUGGGCGGGCAGCAACGCCACGGGCGUGGGCAGCAACGGCACGGGCGCUGGUGUGUGCACUGUGGGCAGGGCAGGGCAGCAGCAGCACGGGUGUGCUGUGCUGGAAGCUAUUUCCCCCAUUUCCCCCCUCCACCGACCAUCUCUCUGCCUGAGGCUUCUUCCUCCUUAACCUGCUGCGCCCAUCCCAGACAAAUUCUCAUCUCGCCCCUUCUCCCCUUCCCAAGCCUUCCCAAGCUGCACCUCUCCUGUGUGAGCAAGGAGAGGUGGAUUACAGUGUCGCUUCCCAAGCUGCGCCUCUCCCGUGUGAGCAAGGAGAGGUGGAUGACAGCCGUGCAGCUGUCUUCCCCCCAACGCAUCACCUUUGAUGGCCGCGGCUUCAGUGACGCGCCCACCGAGACUCCCAGGCGGGUGAGUGUAGUGAGGAGAGGCACCCGAGAUGCUGUGCACCAUGAGCAGAACUCGGAGGAGCUAUGGCACAUAAUCAAUGAUACGCCAGACGCCCACCCCAUCCACCUGCACCUCAUCAUGCACCGCCCCCUCGCCCGCCGCCCCUUCAACCGCACCGCCUACCGCAACAGCCAGUGCGCUUUCCCUGGCAACUCCUCCGCCAACUCCUCCCUGCCCAGCUGCUUCACGGGGGAGGGGAGCAGCGUGAGAGUGAGUGGGAGGGCGGGCGUGGGGGAGUACGAGCGCGGGUGGAAGGACACCACUGUGCUGCAGCGGGAUGAGGUGCUCACCCUCUGGACCGGCUGGUUCUCCCAGGACGGGUCGCCGCUCCCCUUCAACCCCACGCGUGGCCCGGGGUACGUGUGGCACUGCCACAUCCUGGAGCACGAGGACAACGACAUGAUGCGGCCCCUCAUUGUCACGUAG
This is a messenger RNA of Closterium sp. NIES-65, 2844 nucleotides long. Lineage: Eukaryota; Viridiplantae; Streptophyta; Zygnematophyceae; Desmidiales; Closteriaceae. The record is from the annotation of a GenBank genome assembly.